Nematolebias whitei (Rio pearlfish) is the source of this 2174-nucleotide messenger RNA. RefSeq names its product glutathione S-transferase, C-terminal domain containing (gene gstcd). Bases 200 to 2146 code for a protein of 648 amino acids. The transcript is spliced from 11 exons. Lineage: Eukaryota; Metazoa; Chordata; Actinopteri; Cyprinodontiformes; Rivulidae. The record is from RefSeq and is a predicted model, not a curated record.
AAAACAGGAGAAGAAGAAACACUAAAACAAGCGGGUACAUGUGUUCAGAUUUCUGUUGUACGUGUUAUAUUUUUUUUAUGUUGCGUGCUUAAAUAAGCUAACACGUUGGCGCAGUAACGCGAGCUGUGGAUACGAACACAUUUCCAAAGCUAUCAAACGCAUUGUUCUUAGUUUUAAGUCCACAGUUGAUUUAUUUCCAAUGAAACAGGCUGAAGAGCAGCAGCAGCCCUCCCUCUACCUGGAGGUCUGCUCCCUAAAUGAGGAGCCGCGUCUGCCCCUGCACACAUCCAUAGUCCUGUUCCUUUUGUCCUACUGUGAGUGCACGUCUUUCACAGUGGUCCUGGUUUUCAACAACAAGGACAGCAUCACUUCAGACUCAGAGUCUCUGAGGGCUCAGCUUCCGCACUCUGUCCGUGUCACCCGGGUCCUGCUGGAGGAGGUGCCCCAGCUGGUGAGGAGCUGCCGCCUCCCGGCUGCUGUGGAUGCAAGUGGACGGUUCUGCAGAGCCGGACUGGCCGUGGUCCUCAGGCAUGUCAUCAUCAGAACCACUGAGGCCGAGCCGAGCAGGAAGGAGGUUCUGGCGCUGCUGGGUUUCAAGAAAACCUGUUUGAAGGCUUGUGCAGAGGUGAGCAGAUGGACCAGACUCUGUGAAGCUGGCAUCCCCUCUGCUGUUGAGGACCACCUCAGAAACCCCACACGGCAGUCCGACCAGCUGCCUCUGGCCAUCCUCACCCUCGAGCGGCGGCUGGCGGAGCCUGUCAAAGUCCACAAUGACGACAAAAUACGGAGGCAGAAACUACAAGCGCAGAGACUGAGAGAAAGGGAGACCCCCUCCGAAGACCAGCCCCUUCCCGGACCGUCGGCACAGGUUUCUGACGGACUUGAGUUGAGAGCUGCCCUGGCCCAGCUGUCUGUGGAUUCAGUUCCAGCCGUAACCACCAGAGAGAACCCUGAGAUCAGAAAAGUGAAGACGAGUGAUUUGCCUCCAUUGGAGCACGUGUUUGCUGAGGGACUGUUCUUCACUCUGACUGAUGUGGUGCUGCUGCCAUGCAUUCAUCAGUACCUGUGUUCCCUCCAAGCUCAAGCUGCCAGCGCUCUGUAUCAUCUCCCCCAUCUGCUGCGUUGGUACAGCCGGGUUCAGGAGGUACCCGGGGUCCUUCGGGCAGCCAAGGAUUGUGGGAUCCUUCUAUUCGAUCCCCAACUUCCCACAUCCAGCCCCCCAGGCACAUUAAAGCAGGACAGCCCAGUCAGCCUGCUGGAACAAGAGGAGGACCAGGAGAUGACCCCUCAACUUCCCUUUAUUGGUGGGCCCAGACCAACAAUGACUAAACUUAAAGAAAAUGGCAUUGAGGCCAUGUUCGCUCGUCAUCCUUGCCCUGCCUGGACCCUCCCGUGGGACAGCUUCCCAGAAGCGCUCAGCCCCACCGAAGGGAAAAUGUCAAACAUCCGCGCCGUCAGGAAGAUGCAACAGCUAAAUAACUUGGUUGCCAUGGUCACAGAGCGAGCCAGGCCAGGUUGCACAGUUGUGGAUUUCUGCAGUGGAACGGGUCAUGUGGGGAUCGUUCUGGCUCACACCCUUCCAGACUGCCAGAUCAUCCUGAUCGAGAACAAGGAGGAGUCUCUGGUCAGAGCCCAGCGGCGCAGUGCUCAGCUCGGCCUGACAAACAUCGGCUUCAUUCAGGCCAAUCUGGAUUAUUUCACUGGACAGUUCCACAUUGGGGUUGCCCUCCAUGCGUGUGGCGUUGCUACAGACAUGGUUUUGGAGCACUGCAUCCAGGCCGGGGCCACCUUUGUCGUCAGUCCUUGUUGCUACGGCUUCAUCCAGAAUGCCGUCAAGUUCUCCUUCCCUAAGAGCAAAAAGUUCCAGGAUGCGCUGUCAUAUAAGGAGCACAUGAUCCUCUGUCGUUUUGCAGAUCAAACUGCUGUCCAGCUCCCGCCUGACAGGCGCCACAUCGGUAAACAGUGUAUGGGCUUGGUAGACCUGGAUCGAUCGUGGGCAGCAGAGGCUCAUGGGUACUCUGUGCAGGUGAUGACCAUGGAGCCUGAAAGCUGUUCGCCUAAGAACAACAUGUUGGUGGGAAGGCCGCCACCGGUGACUACACAGGAAGUCUGUGACGGCCAACUGGAAGCAGGGCUGCAGGAUUAGGACUGUGGGAGCACAGCUGAACGUUGUC